Suricata suricatta (meerkat) is the source of this 969-nucleotide messenger RNA. Its product is annotated as olfactory receptor 2K2. Lineage: Eukaryota; Metazoa; Chordata; Mammalia; Carnivora; Herpestidae. Gene Ontology annotation, molecular function: olfactory receptor activity; G protein-coupled receptor activity. Gene Ontology annotation, cellular component: membrane. The record is from RefSeq and is a predicted model, not a curated record. The coding region runs from base 1 to 969 and encodes 322 amino acids. The transcript has a single exon. Gene Ontology annotation, biological process: G protein-coupled receptor signaling pathway.
AUGAAGACUAAUAUUAGAGUAACUACAGGUGCAAAAAAGGAAAUGCAAGGACAAAACCUCACCGUUUGGAGUUUUUUUUUCCUGGAAGGUUUUUCUAGAUACCCAAAGUUAGAGAUUGUUCUCUUCGCCUUCAGUCUUGUGAUGUAUCUGAUAACCCUCCUGGGCAAUGGCACUCUUAUUUUAAUCACUGCCCUAGAGUCACGCCUUCAAACCCCCAUGUACUUAUUCCUUGGAAAUCUCUCCUUCAUGGAUAUUUGUUACACUUCUGCUUCUAUUCCCACUUUGCUGGUGAACUUGCUGUCAUCCCAGAAAACCAUUGUCUUUUCCGGGUGUGCUGUACAGAUGUAUUUGUCCCUUGCCAUGGGCUCCACAGAGUGCGUGCUCCUGGCCGUGAUGGCGUAUGACCGCUAUGUGGCCAUUUGCAACCCACUGAGCUACCCCGUCGUCAUGAACAGGCAGGUCUGCGUGCUGAUGGCCGCUGUCUCCUGGGUGACGGGCUGUCUGACCGCCCUGCUGGAAACCGCCUGCGCCCUGCAGAUUCCCCUCUGUGGGAAUCUCAUUGAUCACUUCACGUGUGAAAUUCUGGCCGUGCUGAAGUUAGCUUGUGCACGCUCCCUGCUCAUGGACGUGAUCAUGCUGGUGGUCAGUGUGCUCCUCCUGCCCAUCCCAAUGCUCUUAAUUUGUGUCUCCUAUGUCUUCAUCCUUUCCGCUAUUCUGAGAAUCAGCUCAGCAGAGGGAAGAAACAAAGCUUUUUCUACCUGUGGUGCCCACUUGACGGUGGUGAUCCUGUACUACGGGGCUGCCCUCUCCAUGUACCUAAAGCCUUCUUCCUCAAGCUCACAAGAAGUGGAUAAAGUCAUCUCCCUGCUUUAUGGAGUGCUCACCCCUAUGUUGAACCCCAUAAUUUACAGCUUAAGAAACAGAGAAGUCAAAGAUGCUGUGAAAAAAAUUAUUGUAUCCAACACAUGA